Gracilinanus agilis (Agile Gracile Mouse Opossum) is the source of this 7591-nucleotide messenger RNA. RefSeq names its product multiple PDZ domain crumbs cell polarity complex component (gene MPDZ). Lineage: Eukaryota; Metazoa; Chordata; Mammalia; Didelphimorphia; Didelphidae. Gene Ontology annotation, molecular function: protein binding. The transcript is spliced from 49 exons. The record is from RefSeq and is a predicted model, not a curated record. The coding region runs from base 88 to 6267 and encodes 2059 amino acids.
AGAUCCAGCAUGAUGUCAUCCACAAAUUUGGAUUGUAGUAACUGAUACCAUUAGUCAUUUGAAAGAGAAACUGAACUUCUGAGAAACAUGUUGGAUACUAUAGACACCAGCCGAGCCCUACAGGCAGCAGAACGGUUGCAGGUUAAACUGAGAGAACGUGGUGAUAUAGCAAAUGAAGACAAGCUGAGUCUCCUAAAAUCAGUCCUACAAAGCCCUCUCUUCAGUCAGAUUCUGAACCUUCAGACGUCAGUUCAGCAGCUAAAAGACCAGGUAAAUGUUAUACCGUCCAUAUCUUCAGCUGGUGAAGAACUUACACAUUUUACAUCUAGUGGGCAUGCCACUUCGUAUAAUGAAUCUUAUUUAUUGGGUCAAAAUAAUGGUGAAUUUGAAUCACAUAUGGGAUCCAGUACUCCUCAAAUCAAUGGGAAACCUUCAGGUGAUGAAUUUGAUCAGCUGAUCAAAAAUAUGGCACAGGGUCGCCCUAUCGAGAUCUUUGAGCUUAUUAAGCCUGCAAGUGGUGGCCUAGGUUUUAGUGUUGUGGGACUGAAGAGUGAAAACAGAGGUGAAUUGGGAAUAUUUGUGCAAGAGAUUCAAGAGGGAAGUGUGGCACAAAGAGAUGGAAGACUGAAAGAAGCUGAUCAAAUCCUAGCAAUCAAUGGAUAUGCACUUGAUCAGACAAUAACACACCAACAGGCUAUUAGCAUCCUUCAAAAGGCCAAAGAUAAUGUCCAACUCAUUGUUGCCAGAGGCUCAUUGCCUCCACUCAUUAGCCCUAUAGUUUCCCGUUCUCCAUCUGCUGCUAGCACAGUUUCAGCUCACUCUAAUCCAGUCCAGUGGCAACAUGUGGAGACCAUUGAAUUGGUCAAUGAUGGAUCAGGUCUAGGAUUUGGUAUAGUAGGAGGCAAAUCAACUGGAGUAAUAGUAAAAACCAUUUUACCUGGAGGAGUGGCUGAUCAGCAUGGGCGAUUAUGUAGCGGAGACCAUAUCCUGAAAAUUGGAGAGACAGAUUUGUCUGGUAUGAGCAGUGAGCAAGUAGCACAAGUGCUCAGGCAGUGUGGGAAUCGAGUCAAGUUGGUGAUUGCAAGAGGUGUCAUAGAAGAACCCAUGGUAACAACCUCUUCAGGCAUCACAUUAUCUUCUUCCAUGUCUUCCAUGUUGGAAAAACCGAUGGAAAUGUCUAUGCAGAAAAAUGGAGAGGUUGAAACAUUUGAUGUAGAACUCACCAAAAAUAUCCAAGGAUUAGGAAUAACCAUUGCUGGUUAUAUUGGAGAUAAAAAAUCAGAAUCUUCAGGUAUAUUUGUAAAGAGCAUCACAAAAAGCAGUGCUGUUGAAAAUGAUGGAAGGAUACGUGUUGGUGAUCAAAUCAUAGCAGUGGAUGGUACAGACCUGCAGGGCUUUACAAACCAACAAGCAGUAGAGCUUUUACGGAACACAGGACAAACUGUGCGACUGGCGUUGAUGAGAAAAACAACUAAACCAGAAACCCAGAUUAGGUCUGAUGAGGACUUGGGCACUCCUGUUACAAAAGACAAAUUCCUUUUUUUAGAAGACUGUGACAAGGAUGAAGUUUCCCCAACAGUGGAGACAAAUAGCAGCAUACUUUCUGUGAGAGAAAGUGGUUCACCCCUGCUACCAGAAGAAGUAGAAAUUGAUGAAGGACAGCUUCAAGAAACAAAACUACUGAAUAAAUGGCAAAGGAUUAUGGGCCUCAAUUAUGAAAUCGUGGUUGCUCACAUGAACAAGUUCAGUGAGAGCAGUGGAUUGGGAAUAAGCUUGGAAGCAACUGUGGGACAUCAUUUCAUCAGAUCUGUUCUACCUGAAGGGCCUGUUGGACACAGUGGGAAAUUCUUCAGUGGAGAUGAGCUACUGGAAGUAAAUGGAAUAACUUUGCUUGGUGAAAAUCACAAAGAUGUGGUGAAUAUUUUAAAAGAACUUCCUAUACAAGUAACAAUGGUCUGCUGUCGUCCACUUGCUUUACCUGCUAACCAUGAUGGGUUGGAUGGGUUGAAUCUCUCUGAUAUCCAUGUAACUGAAAAGCCUCAUGUAGACCUCGGUGAAUUCAUUGGAUCGUCAGAGACAGAGGAUACUGCUUUCAAUGUGACUGAUAUGGGUCAGAAUACAGAAGAGGUGCAAGGAUCAUCUUUGGCAAUGUGGGAAACCAACAUUCAGCAUAUUGAGCUGGAAAAGGGGAGCAUAGGACUUGGUUUUAGCAUAUUAGACUAUCAGGAUCCAGUUGACCCUCUUCGCACAGUCAUUGUCAUUCGCUCAUUAGUGCCUGGUGGUAUUGCUGAACAGGAUGGAAGACUUCUUCCAGGGGACCGGCUUAUGUUUGUCAAUGAUAUUAACUUGGAAAAUGGCAGUCUCGAAGAAGCGGUGCAAGCCCUGAAAGGAGCACCAUCAGGAACUGUGAGAAUUGGAGUUGCUAAACCUCUCCCACUUUCACCAGAAGAAGGUUAUGUUUCUGCUAAGGAGGAUCCCUUUUUCUACACAGCAUACUCAUUUGAGGAGGAAGGGCCGACUGAUAUAGCCCUCUUCCAUGCUGAGGUAGCUCUGGUGGACGCAAAUGAGGCAGACUUAGCAGAUGAAUCCACCUUCGAGUCUCAGUACUCUCCUGAGGAUGAGGAUGCCUUCCAAGCCUCAAUGUUAGCUCUCCAUGGCAGUGCUUGCAGCAGUGGCUUGAACUAUAGCCUCUCUAUACCGCCAUCUCCUCCUAAGGAUACUGGUGAAAAUCCUGCUGAGCUUCUACUUGAUUUUCAAAUGUCCAGUGAGGAUCUGUACAGUAAGGAUCUGAUUCAAAGACAAGAUGAAAAGCUAUCAUCGGUGGACCUAAGAAUGGAGCCUUCAUCUAGCUUUACCAGCACAAAUCUCUUGCCUACACCAGCUGAAUGUGAAAAUGCAGAGAUUUGGACUGACUCUCAACUAGCAAAUGAAAUAUUAUCCACUGCAAAACUUACUUCAUUUAUGCUCCCAGAUUCUUCUGGACAAAAACAAGAAUCCAUAAUGGCAAAAGAUUCCCUGGAUUCCACUGGUGAACAUGCUGUGUAUCAUGAUUUAUCCAAAGAGUCAUUUGAGAAGACUAUUAUUAUAGCAAAAGGCAAUUCUAGCCUAGGGAUGACGGUAAGUUCUAACAAAGAUGGCUCGGGAAUGAUAGUCCGCAGCAUCAUCCAUGGUGGAGCUAUCAGUCGUGAUGGCCGGAUUGGUGUAGGAGAUUGUAUCUUAUCCAUUAAUGAAGAAUCUACCAUCAAUCUAACUAGUGCCCAGGCAAGAGCUAUGUUAAGGAGACAUUCUCUCAUUGGACCUGACAUAAAGGUUACCUAUGUGCCUGCAGAACUUUUGGAAGAAUACAGAACAAAUUUAGGACACCAAUCUGCGGAAGCAACGUCACUUGAUAUGUUUUCAUCUUAUACUGCCAGAGAAAUUCCAGAACUUCCAGAACGUGAGGAAGGAGAAGGAGAAGAAAGUGAACUUCAGAAUGCAGCCAACAAUAGUAAUUGGAGUCAGCCAAGGAGGGUUGAACUGUGGAGAGAACCAAACAAAUCCCUGGGCAUCAGCAUUGUUGGUGGACGUGGGAUGGGAAGUCGGCUAAGCAAUGGUGAAGUGAUGAGGGGUAUCUUCAUCAAGCAUGUUCUGGAAGAUAGUCCAGCUGGCAAAAAUGGAACCUUAAAAACUGGAGAUAGAAUAGUAGAGGUGGAUGGAAUGGACCUCAGAGAUGCAAGCCACGAACAAGCUGUGGAAGCCAUACGGAAAGCAGGCAACCCUGUACUCUUUAUGGUACAAAGCAUUAUAAACAGACCGAGGAAACCCCCUUUGCCUUCCCUGCCGUACAACCUUCACACUAAAUACAGUUUCAGCAGCACUAACCCCUUUGCUGAUUCUCUGCAGCUCAACACUGACAAGGCAUCUAGUCAGUUGGAUUCAGAGCCUGAAAAGACUUCAUUCCCUAGCUUGUCUCUGCCCCCUCCUUCAACAUUUUCUGGAAUGAGCAGUGAUACUGAAGAGUCAUGUUCCAGCAAAGUUUCAGAAGAUGGAGACAAAGAAGAUGAGUUUGGCUACAGCUGGAAAAAUAUCCUUCAGCGUUAUGGUACCCUAGCUGGUGAACUUUUCAUGAUUGAACUGGAAAAAGGCCGAACUGGUUUGGGCCUCAGUCUUGCUGGAAACAAAGAUCGGUCAAGAAUGAGUGUUUUUAUAGUUGGAAUUGACCCAAGUGGUGCAGCUGGAAAAGAUGGUCGACUGCAGAUUGGGGAUGAACUUUUAGAGAUAAAUGGGCAAAUUUUAUAUGGAAGAAGUCAUCAGAAUGCCUCUUCAAUAAUUAAAUGUGCCCCAUCAAAAGUAAAAAUCAUUUUUAUCAGAAAUAAAGAUGCAGUGAAUCAAAUGGCUGUUUGUCCUGGUAAAGGUAUGGAAGGUUUACCUUCUACCCUGGAGACUUUUCAGAAUCAGGAGGCUGAACUGAGUAUUACCAAUUCUGCUGUGGACUUCAGUUCUUUUAAAAAUGUUCAUCAUCUGGAACUUCCCAAGGAUCAAGGGGGUUUGGGCAUUGCCAUCAGUGAAGAAGAUACCCUUAAUGGAGUUGUCAUAAAGAGUCUAACUGAUUAUGGGGUAGCAGCAAAGGAUGGACGUCUCAAAGUUGGGGAUCAAAUCUUGGCAGUAGAUGAUGAAGUUGUUGUGGGUUUUCCUGUGGAAAAGUUUAUAAAUCUUUUGAAAACUGCAAAGAACACAGUAAAACUUACUAUUAAUGCAGAGGAUCCAGAUGCCCAGUCUGUCCAAUCAACCCUUGGUGGUACCUCCAUUGGAGAAAAAAAGAACCUUUCACAAGCUUCAGUAAUACCCCCUUCUGGAUCACCAGAACCUGAACCUAUCAGAAGCAUGAGCAGGUCCUCCACCCCAGCCACUUUCCCCUCUGAUCCAGCAACCUGUCCGAUUAUUCCGGGCUGUGAAACAACAAUUGACAUUUCCAAAGGACGUACGGGACUUGGAUUGAGCAUUGUUGGAGGAUCAGAUACUUUGCUGGGUGCUAUUAUUAUCCAUGAAGUUUAUGAGGAGGGAGCUGCCUGUAAAGAUGGAAGACUUUGGGCUGGGGAUCAGAUUUUAGAGGUGAAUGGGAUUGACCUCAGGAAUGCUACGCAUGAUGAAGCCAUCAAUGUACUGAGGCAGACACCUCAAAAGGUGCGCCUAACUAUCUACAGGGAUGAGGCCCAGUAUAAGGAGGAGGACAUGUAUGAUAUGUUCAAUGUAGAACUGCAAAAGAAGCCUGGAAAAGGACUUGGUUUGAGUAUUGUUGGUAAAAGAAAUGAUACUGGAGUAUUUGUAUCAGACAUUGUGAAAGGAGGAAUUGCAGAUAUGGAUGGAAGAUUGAUGCAGGGAGACCAGAUAUUAAUGGUGAAUGGGGAAGAUGUUCGUAAUGCCACUCAGGAAGCUGUUGCAGCAUUGCUAAAGUGUUCUCUAGGUACAGUAAGAUUGGAAGUUGGAAGAAUCAAAACGGGUCCAUUCCAUUCAGAGAGGAGGACAUCCCAGAGUAGCCAGAUGAGUGAAGGAAGCCUGUCAUCCUUCACUUUCCCUGUUUCUGGAUCCAACGCAUCAGAGGCAUUUGACAGUGUUUCAAAGAAGAAUGCCUUGGCUUUGGAAAUACAGGGAUUAAGAACAGUUGAAAUAAAAAAGGGUCCUGCUGACUCACUGGGAGUCAGCAUUGCUGGAGGUGUAGGCAGUCCACUUGGUGAUGUCCCAAUAUUCAUUGCCAUGAUGCAUCCGAAUGGAGUUGCUGCACAGACCCAGAAACUUAGAGUUGGAGAUAGGAUUGUGAGUAUCUGUGGAACUUCAACAGAGGGCAUGACUCAUUCCCAGGCAGUGAGUUUACUGAAAAAUGCUUCUGGCUCCAUUGAAGUACAGGUGGUUGCUGGAGGAGAUGUGAGUGUUGUCACCAGCCCACAGCAGGAAGCAGUUGGCUCUAGUCUUUCCUUUACAGGACUGACAACCAACAGUAUUUUUCAGGAUGAUUUAGGCCCUCCUCAAUAUAAGACCAUUACUCUAGACCGAGGACCAGAUGGUCUGGGCUUCAGUAUAGUAGGAGGAUAUGGCAGCCCUCAUGGAGACUUACCCAUUUAUGUUAAAACAGUAUUUGCAAAGGGAGCUGCAGCUGAAGAUGGACGCUUGAAAAGGGGUGAUCAGAUAAUUGCUGUCAAUGGCCAGAGUCUCGAAGGGGUGACCCAUGAGGAAGCAGUUGCUAUCCUGAAGAGGACAAAAGGCACUGUUACUCUGACCAUUCUUUCAUGACCUGAACUGUCCUAGUUGGGUCAUUGGAUCACCUUAUUGAAAUUCUUUCCAUUUAGUAAAGAGAAUGGAGAUUUUCUCAUCACUUUUUCCCCAUUUCUUCUUUACUUGACUCUUCUGCUGUGCCAGAAUGACAAUGACCUUUAAUGAUCCACUUUUUCUCAUUUAAAAAAUAUUUGUCCUAGUCAAUUCCUGGGGUGUCUUUAUGGACUUAGUACUGAUAUCCUCACUGGGCCAUCACCCCCAGUUAUGUCCCUCUUGUGACCUGUAGUUACUGCCCUUAAUCUCCAAAGAGGAAAUACUUAUAUUCAUAACUCCACUUUGCAAAGAUAUAUAGGAUUUUCUAAAGGAUAAGGAAGAAAUAUUAUGUGGCAAAAUUGUAGGAAACAAAAGUAUAAGGAUACCUUUUGGAGGCAAGUGUUGGUAAAAUUAAAGUAAAAAAGAAAUAUACGCUUUUUAAAAAUUGUGUCUGAGGUGGCCAACAUUCUCUCCCCUGAUACAAACACACAAAAAUUGUUGGUGUGCAAAGCUGCAAUGAAUUUUUUCAGUAAUCUCUUUAGCUUGAGCAUUGCACAAUUUGGAUGAUGAUUUCUCUUUGCCCUCUAUUCAUUUCUGCUGAAUCAGGCUUUCUAAACUUAGUUUAAGGGCAGUCAGUAUAUAAAACAGCAUCUCUGAAUGUUCGGAAGAAAAAUUAUUUUAAAGCUCUAAGGAAUUUUUCUUUUCACUAAUGACCUAUUCUAGGAUAUAUUCCCGUUGCUGUAGGCAUUUGCUUCUCCUACUCUGCAGUGUAUAUUUUUCUGCAGGAAGCAGCCAGGCUAAAAAUGGAGUGGCAUAUAGAAAACCUGAAAUAUUUCAAGUGCUAGUUUUAACUACCAAGGCAACACUAAAAAUGUGUUAAUGAUCUGGGUGAUUGGCUUAACAAUUAGUAUUAAUUUUAAUGUCUGAAAACAACAGUAUGUUAGUAAUUAUUUUGGUGAUAAGCCAUUAGUAAUUUCAUAGAAAAAUUAAGGGGAUUAACAUAACUUCAUUUCAUUACUUCACAUUAACAUCUUAUAGUACAAUAGCCUCAGACCAAGGAAAACAGAUGGAACUGUUUAUUGAGACAACUGGUGAGGCAUUAUCAUGUGUUCCUUCCCAUUUUAGAGCGUGAAACUCCUACAUUAGAAUAUGUAAAGUCACUUUAAAUAUUAUCUAUAUUUGUAACAGAAGUAGUGUACAGAUAUUUUAUUACUGCAUUCUUGUGCAAAUGCAGAACUGAAGUGAAUAAAUAUGAGGCUGUCUCUCUGGUGUACAAAUAAAGAAACAGAUGUAUGUUUUGUUUUAAUGG